CUCCAUAACUCGACAAUCCACCACAUCCAUCUCUAGCUUCUACUAGCUGAAGCACACUAGCACCAAGGCAGACGCCAUGGACGCUGUGGAGUCCUCUUCGCCCUACUCGCCGCCGUCGCUGCGCCACAAGCUGCGGACCACCGUCUGCGGCUGCUUCGGCUUGCCGGGCAGCGACGGGCCGAGGCCGCAAAGUGGCGGCAGGGCCAGGUGGAGACGGCGGGUGGCGGCCGCGGGGGAGUUCAGGUACGACCCGCUCAGCUACGCGCUCAACUUCGAUGACGGCGGCAGCGGCGACGGCGAUCACGAAGCAGAGGACGCUGCCUUCCCGUACCGGAACUUCAGCUCGCGCCUGCCUCCCUCGCCGACGCCGGCCUCCCGAGCCGUCGCCAUCGCCUGAAGUCCUUUGCUGCUUCUGUAGCAUAAUAUGUCUCUGAAUUUUGCUUCUUCUCUAAGCGAGAUCGAAUCAACUCUGUAAAAGCAGUUUACGGCCGUGGAAAUGGUAGCGAGGUAGUAGCAAUAGCAGUGCACCAAUACCGUGAUGCUUGUAUACAUAUAGGAACGAAUCAAUCAACUUUAAUAUUCCGUCGGUUCUCAAUGCAAGAUGAA
This is a messenger RNA of Triticum aestivum (bread wheat), 606 nucleotides long. RefSeq lists its product as uncharacterized. The coding region runs from base 77 to 397 and encodes 106 amino acids. Lineage: Eukaryota; Viridiplantae; Streptophyta; Magnoliopsida; Poales; Poaceae. The record is from RefSeq and is a predicted model, not a curated record. The transcript has a single exon.